GUCUGAGUGCGGGACCACUUCCGGCGAGGAGCCGCCAUGAAGCUACUGACCCACAACCUGCUGAGCUCUCAUGUCCGCGGGGUUACCCGCGGCUUCCCGCUGCUGCUGACGGCCUCCGAAGUGAAAAUCAACACGGUGGACUUCAACCAGGAUUUCAUCUCCCGAAUGAUUCCGAAGAUGGAGUGGGGCGUGCUGGUCGAUGCUGCAGAGAGUAUUGGACACAGGAACGACCUUCCCAAAGAGUUGCCCCCGGAUCCACAGAGCAACGAGGAGUUCCUGCAGAAGGUGCACCAUGUCCUGCUGGAGGUCGAGGUGGUGGAAGGAGUGCUGAAGUGUCCGGAAUCUGGCCGGGAAUUUCCCAUCUCGAAGGGAAUUCCCAACAUGCUUCUGAACGAAGACGAGGUGUAGGUGUUCCGGGAUCUCCCGGCCUGUCUCUGUGCCACCCUGUUUGCCCCCUGUCUCCGGAUCGGACUGUCCGUAACCUAUCAGCGUUGGACCGUCCCAGGCAGUCAGCAGCCUUUGCUUUUGUAUUUUAGCUCGUGCAGCUUCGACUGCAUUUCCAUCUCCUCCCCCUCCCCCGCCCGGUGAUGGCCCGGGGGAGGUGGUCAGGGAGCUCAGGGGAUUCCUGUCCGGAAUGCUGGGGCUGGAACUGUUUGGGGAAUCUUCCUCCGGUGGAGCUCUGUCACCAUAGUGGUGUCUGAGCACAGGGGCCUCGCUCUUCCUGCCAUUCACAACCUACACUUGUCACAGUGGGGCGCCGGAUUUGUUAUUUAAAAUAAAUGUGUUUUUUUUUAAAGAU
Messenger RNA from Hemiscyllium ocellatum (epaulette shark), 799 nucleotides. RefSeq names its product tRNA methyltransferase activator subunit 11-2 (gene trmt112). The coding region runs from base 37 to 408 and encodes 123 amino acids. Gene Ontology annotation, molecular function: protein heterodimerization activity. Gene Ontology annotation, biological process: rRNA (guanine-N7)-methylation; tRNA methylation; peptidyl-glutamine methylation. The transcript has 4 exons. NCBI's taxonomy places the organism in Eukaryota, Metazoa, Chordata, Chondrichthyes, Orectolobiformes, Hemiscylliidae. The record is from RefSeq and is a predicted model, not a curated record.